Messenger RNA from Oncorhynchus keta (chum salmon), 2567 nucleotides. RefSeq names its product tryptase-like. Bases 1 to 1092 code for a protein of 363 amino acids. The record is from RefSeq and is a predicted model, not a curated record. Gene Ontology annotation, molecular function: serine-type endopeptidase activity. The transcript is spliced from 6 exons. NCBI's taxonomy places the organism in Eukaryota, Metazoa, Chordata, Actinopteri, Salmoniformes, Salmonidae. Gene Ontology annotation, biological process: proteolysis.
AUGAUACAACGAAAUCUCAUAUUUUGGGGCUACAGGGCUUUACAGGAAGUGCUCGUGCUUGGUUUUCAACCUCUUUGUCUAUUCCUUCCAGCAACUACUACUAUUGCAGACAUCACUUCAACGGUUGGCUCUUCAUCAGCCACUGUGUGUGGCACCCCUCCACUCAACAACAAAAUAGUGGGAGGAGAAAAUGCCCCUGCAGGAAGUUGGCCCUGGCAGGCAAGUCUCCAAACUUCUUACAGACAUGUUUGUGGUGGGUCCCUCAUCAACAAGGUGUGGGUGAUGUCUGCAGCCCACUGCUUCUCUAGCUCAGACCCAAAUGGUUGGAACAUUAGCCUUGGUCAACAGACCCUGGAGGGGAUUAACCCCAACGAAGUGUCCAGAACUGUGGCUGAGAUCAUUAUACAUCCAGAUUACAACGAUUUAACAAUGGACAACGACAUCGCUCUGCUGAGACUCUCCUCACCAGUCAACUUCACAAACUACAUCCGACCCGUCUGUCUGGCAGCAAGUGAUAGUGUUUUCAACAAUGGUACUGAUAGCUGGGUGACCGGCUGGGGCAACAUCAAUGAAGGAGUUCCCCUCCCAUCCCCCCAGGAUAUGCAAGAAGUGGAGGUUUCAGUUGUGGGGAACAGACAGUGUGACUGCCUCAAUGGGGCCGGCUCAAUCACAGACAACAUGCUCUGUGCUGGUGAUCUGGCAGGGGGCAAGGACUCAUGUCAGGGUGACUCAGGAGGGCCAAUGGUGAACCAACAGAACUCUGUCUGGGUCCAGUCUGGGGUUGUUAGUUGGGGUCAAGGCUGCGCUCGGCCCAAUCUCCCUGGGAUCUACACCAGAGUGUCCCGUUACCAGUCCUGGAUCGACUCCCAUAUCAGGACCGACAAGCCAGGCUUUGUCCAAUUUACCUCCAGUGGGGUAGAUGCUGACAGCGAUUACAUCUGUUCUGAUGGCCCAACAACUACUGUCGACGCCUACCCUUACCCCUACCCUUACCCCUACCCUUACGAUUCCAUUUUUGAUCAUGGGCACAGUUUGUUCAGCUCCCUUUAUUUGCUGAGCACCUUGUUCAUUCUGAUGUUUCUUACCAUUUAAAUUCUUUCCGUGAUGCAGUCAAGGGCAAGGUUUAAUUGGCAGUCUGAGUGCUAUUCGUUCGGGUGAUGUAUCUUUUAAAGUAAUGGCUGGCGUGCUCUGGAAGAACGAGAGUUGGGAAGGAGAUAGGAUAUGAGUUGGGAAGGAGAUAGCAUAUGAGUUGGGAAGGAGAUAGGAUAUGAGUUGGGAAGGAGAUAGGAUAUGAGUUGGGAAGGAGAUAGGAUAUGAGUUGGGAAGGAGAUAGGAUAUGAGUUGGGAAGGAGAUAGGAUAUGAGUUGGGAAGGAGAUAGGAUAUGAGUUGGGAAGGAGAUAGGAUAUGAGUUGGGAAGGAGAUAGGAUAUGAGUUGGGAAGGAGAUAGGAUAUGAGUUGGGAAGGAGAUAGGAUAUGCAGCAAUAGGCUAUCUAGUAUAUUGUGUGUUCACUUUUCCCUGGAUAGCCUAUUGCUGAGUGAGUGUUGUUUUCAAUGGGCCUUACUGUUGUCUUGAUUUAUUUGUGAAGAUGGAUAACCUGAAAUGUAUUUACUUAUUAAAGGGGCAAUAUGGGAUUCAAACAAACAGUGACCCUGACAUUGUUUUUGUAAAAAGCUUAGGGAUAGAGGCUAAAGAAAUGUAUCUCUUAAAAAGCUUAGGGAUAGAGGCUAAAGAAAUGUAUCUCUUAAAUUCAUAGACAGCGGUUUGAUAGCUUUAACCAAGUUUUGUAAGCUUUACAAUGUUUUUUUUACAAUUACAUUGUUUAUAAAAAAUAUAUUAAAACAAGCUUAUAUUUUGGCUUGUGGUGAAGUCGGACAGCACUAAGCUCAUGAGACAUUUUAAGUUACAUUCUUCAAAAAUUAAUGGCUAUAUAUCAUUAAAGAUGCACUUUAGUCUCAUUUUCAUCUCAUUUUCAUCUCAUUUAUCACGUUAUUUAUUUAACAAAAGGCACAUCUCAAUAGGUGGUUCAAGUAAGUCAUGACAUGGCACAAGUGGGAGGGGCUUUCCCCCUUCUGUUCUCUAUUGGUCCUCUAACCACUAAUCUGCAUAAAACAUAUAUGUUAAACCCUUAAGUGGGUGUACAUUAAUUGGGAUAGAUAUUGUUUCAACAAGAAACAUUUAUUUUUUAAAUAUUUUUUUUUAGCUGGAGUGUGUCUAAUUUAUAAGUAAAAAAAUGGGUGUACUAUUCCCAGAUUGCCCUUUUAAUAUUUGAGAAAUGACAAAUCCUUUUGCUGUGAAUGUUGUAUAAGAAUGAAAAAUCAAAUGUCUUUCUGGAGCGGCCUGCAGUGAUCUUGUGCUUUAGUGCCACAGCCCGACUGGAUAAGAGCAUCUGCUAAAUGACUGCCAUGUGAAACGUCUCCUGUCUUUCUCGUCUCUUCUUCUAUCUUUCCUAUCAAUUAAAAACAUGGUUAACACUAUGCUUUAAAUACACAUAUUAACCUUUCCUAAAGAAGGCACUGCAUUGUGAAACUUUUGUUGAGGUUUAUUCAUUAAAAUGUUGUGAACACA